Molecule: messenger RNA, 1500 nt
Organism: Vitis riparia (riverbank grape)
Lineage: Eukaryota; Viridiplantae; Streptophyta; Magnoliopsida; Vitales; Vitaceae
Product: nicotinate-nucleotide pyrophosphorylase [carboxylating], chloroplastic
Exons: 11
Coding region: 196-1185 (329 amino acids)
Biological process (GO): quinolinate catabolic process; NAD+ biosynthetic process
Cellular component (GO): cytoplasm
Molecular function (GO): nicotinate-nucleotide diphosphorylase (carboxylating) activity
Source: RefSeq, a predicted model, not a curated record
UUUUUCUAUCUUCUCUCUCAUCUCCAAACCUAAUCGUCGGCCACUUGGAGGAGGAGGAGGAGAAAAAGAAGAAUUCCCUAGUUAACUGAGUCACUCGAGCUUCGAGCCUUGGGAUUGAACUCCUUCAACAGGUAAAGGAGGUUGAGUAACAAUGGAGGUCGUGGAGCAGCAAAAGAGAUCGUGAAGAUUGUUAAAAUGUCCGGCAUCGAAACCAGAAGCCCUAGAAUAUCAUUUGAAUCCAUGGUGAUAAAGCCUCCUUCUCACCCGACAUAUGAUUUGAGGGCCGUCAUAAAGCUUGCCCUUGCCGAAGAUGUUGGGGAUCAAGGUGAUGUCACUUGUAUGGCCACCAUUCCAGAUGACAUGGAAGUGGAAGCCCAUUUCUUGGCAAAGGAGGAUGGGAUCGUUGCUGGAAUUGCGCUUGCAGAGAUGGUAUUUAACGAAGUUGAUCCUUCACUGAAGGUGGAGUGGUCCCAAAAGGAUGGAGAUUAUGUUCACAAAGGACUCAAGUUUGGCAAAGUACAUGGUCGAGCACACAACAUUGUUAGAGCAGAGAGGGUUGUGCUAAAUUUUAUGCAACGGAUGAGUGGAAUAGCAACUCUAACUAAGGCCAUGGCAGAUGCUGCGCACCCCGCACUCAUUUUGGAGACCAGGAAAACUGCUCCAGGUUUACGUUUGGUGGAUAAGUGGGCGGUAUUAAUUGGUGGAGGGAGGAAUCACAGAAUGGGUUUAUUUGAUAUGGUUCUUAUAAAAGACAAUCAUAUAUCAAUUGCUGGAGGCGUCACAAAUGCCCUCAAAUCUGUGGACUCAUAUUUAGAGAAAAGGAAUCUCCGAAUGGAGGUUGAGAUUGAAACCAGGACACUGGAGGAAAUAAAGGAUGUAUUAGAAUAUGUUUCUAAAACAAAAACUUCUUUGACUCGGAUAAUGUUGGAUAAUAUGGUUGUCCCACUACUUAAUGGUGAUGUUGAUGUGUCUAUGCUUAAAGAAGCUGUGGAACUGAUCAAUGGGAAAUUUGAGACUGAGGCAUCGGGCAAUGUCACUCUUGAGACAGUACACAAAAUUGGACAAACUGGAGUGACUUACAUAUCUAGUGGCGCACUGACACAUUCUGUGAAAGCACUUGACAUCUCCCUCAAAAUCGACACGGAGCUUGCGCUUGAAGUUGGAAGGCGGACCAAAAGAGCAUAAAUAUCCUUUAUCUAUGUCUUUUCUUUGCACAAUAAUCAGAAGUAGGAGACCAUUUUGCCUUUUGUCCAACAAAUUAAGAGAAAUGCAAAGCACUGUCCUCUGAAUAUUAUCUCAAUACUUGUUUUUUAAUCAUGGAUGCUCAUUCAUUAAUUGAGUUAAUCCUUUAAAAGUAAUCAUAGAAUGAAGAGGUGAAUUUCAAGCCACAUGAUUCCUGUGGCAUCUCGUCUAAAGGCAUAGGCAUCCUUUGUACUUGGCCUUCAUUUUGAGGUGAACUUUUGAAUAAAUCAUCUGUUUCACUUUCUGUAUUCUGGAGAA